GCUGUGGUCACCCUUUCCAGUGGCUGUGGAGGGGUUCGGAUGAGCCCGCGGAGCUCAUCCUGGUAGCCAUCUCUCACGGCCCCAUCCGCCCACAGGCUCUGACCGGGCUCGCAGGGUCGGCAUGGACCCGGCGCAGCACACCUCUUGGCCCCCUGGCUUAGCUGUCUCAUCGCUGCAGAACCUGGUGACCUUCGAGGAUGUGGCUGUGCGCUUCUGCAAAGAGGAGUGGGGGCUCCUUGAUGCAGCCCAGAGGCAUCUGUACCACAGUGUGAUGCUGGAGAACCUGGAGCUUGUGACCUCACUUGGUUGUUGGCAUGGAGUGGAAGAUAAGGAGGUACAUUCUAAGCAGAAUGCUUCUGUAGAAGUGGUGUCACAGGCCAGGAUUCCUAGUGUACAUCCUUCCACCCAAAAGGCUGACAACUGUGACAUGUGUGACCCAUCCUUGAAAGACACUUUGCACCUAGAUGGACAUCAAGGAACACAUCUUAAGUUGACUCCCAACACAUGUGUAGCAUGUGGAAGAGGGUUUUGGUUUGGAGCAAACCUUCACCAGCAUCAGAAGGAGCACAGUGGAGAAAAGCUUUUCAGAUGGGUCAAGGACAGGGACUUGUUUGUGAAGAGCUCAGCAAGCUCAGUAGUCUACCUGUCAGAGAAGCCCUCUGCUUGUGGGUUAGGUGGUAAGGAUGUCUCUGCCAGCCAUGACCCCCUCCAGCACCCAAACACUGAUGGCAGUGGGACACCACAUACGAGCACAAAAGGCAGGGACGUCUCAGGCUCACCAAAUGGUUCCAAUCUUGGGCAGCUCCCAGAAGUUAAUACCUCACAGAAGCCCUUCAGCUGCAAUGACUGUGGAAAAGGCUUCCAGAAGACUUCCAUCCUCCUCAACCACUUGAAAGCUCACUCUGAAGAGAGACCAUUUAGAUGCCCAACAGUUGGCAACUCCUUGGAGGAGAAAUCAAACCUCGUUAAUGACCACAAAUUUCAUACUGAAGAAGCAUCUUAUGUAUGUAAGGAGUGUGGGAAGUCCUUUAGUCACCCAUCUAAACUGAGGAAGCACCAGAAAUUUCACACUGGAGUAAAAUGUUAUGAGUGCAGCAACUGUGGGAAAACCUUCAGCCACAAACUCACGUAUGUUCACCACCGGAGAAUUCACACAGGAGAAAGGCUUUAUGAGUGCAGUGACUGUGGGAAAGCUUUCAAUAACUGGUCACACCUCACUCGGCAUGAGAAAGUUCACACUGGAGAAAGGCCUUUUGAGUGCAGCAAAUGUGGAAGAGCCUUCAGCCAAAGCUCCAAUUUCUUUCGGCAUCAGAAAGUUCACACCCAAGUAAGGCCUUAUGAGUGCAAUCUGUGUAAUAAGGCCUUCAGCCGCAGCUCUGCUCUCAUUCAGCACUGGAGAGUUCACACCGGAGAAAGGCCUUUUGAGUGCGGUGAGUGUGGGAGAGCUUUUAACAAUAACUCCAACCUUGCUCAGCAUCAGAAAGUUCACACUGGAGAACGGCCAUUUGAAUGCAGUGAAUGUGGAAGAGACUUCAGCCAAAGCUCCCACCUCCUUCGACAUCAGAAAAUUCACACUGGAGAACGGCCUUUUGGAUGCAGUGAAUGUGGGAAAGCCUUCAGCAAUAGCUCCACCCUCAUUCAGCACCAGAAAGUUCAUACCAGACAAAGGCCUUAUGAGUGCAGUGAAUGUAGAAAAGCCUUCAGUCGCAGCUCCAGCCUGAUUCAGCACUGGAGAAUUCACACUGGAGAAAGGCCAUAUGAGUGCAGUGAAUGUGGGAAAGCCUUUGCUCACAGUUCCAGUCUCAUUGAGCACUGGAGAGUUCACACAAGAGAAAGGCCUUAUGAGUGCAAUGAAUGUGGGAAAUUCUUUAGCCAAAACUCCAUUCUCAUUAAACAUCAGAAAGUUCACACUGGAGAACGGCCUUAUGAGUGCACUGAAUGUGGGAAAUUCUUUAGCCGAAAGUCCAGCCUUAUCUAUCACUGGAGAGUUCACACUGGUGAAAGGCCUUAUGAGUGCAGUGAAUGCGGGAGAGCAUUCAGCAAUAACUCUCACCUGGUUCGUCACCAGAGAAUUCACACAAACGAAAGGCCCUAUGAGUGCAGCCAGUGUGGGAAAGCUUUUAGUGAAAGAUCCACACUUGUUCGACACCAGAUAGUUCACACCAGAGAAAGGACUUAUGAGUGUGGCCUCUGUGGGAAGAUCUUCAGUCGUCUCUGCAACCUUGCUCAGCAUAAAAGGAUCCACACCUGAGUGGAGCCAUAUGGAAAUGGUCUGUGAGAAAGUCUUCACCCCAGUCAAACUUCAUGGAGCAGAGUACCCACAGAGAAGCUACCUACGUGUGUCCCUGAUGUGCAAGAGGCUUCAGGAUCUGCUCUGCCCUUUCUGAGCAGCCCAGGAACCUAGGCAGUGCUGUCCCCCAUCUGGAGCAUAAAGCUCCUUCCAGCUGCCUGGAUCCAAAUAUUUGCAGCAGUCACCUAUAUAGACAUGGAGAGAAAAUACCUCCCCAUGCCUCCCUUCUCCUUUCCUGGAGAGAAUCAGGAUUUUCCAAGGCUCACUGGAAUGGCUUCAUUCCCAUUGCCUCUGAGAGGGUUAGGGAAUGAACCACCCCCACGCUGGUGGAAGGCCUUGAGGGAUGUCCAGUUUGGUCCUGGGAAGAUGCAUGUUCCUCAUGGACAUAGAAAACUCUGCAUGUAAUCCCAGUGAUGUGUCCAAGGAGCCCAUGACUCACCUCCCAACCAACCACCUACCUUGGUCUGCUCUUUACUGUGUGAUAAUAACUUCAUUGGUCAAGUCAUUAAUCCUGGGGGUUGUGGUGGGUCAGGUUGGUUAAACAACUGGAGGGAGUGGGGGAUGGCUGAUAGGGGGCACCCAGCAGUAUCUGCCUCAGGCAGCAUACAGUAGGGAUGCAGGGACAUGCUCUGUGUCCUCUCGUGGCUUACUUUGCAUUGCUGUCUGAAUGACUGGGAGAAACUGAAGGGAUUGUGGAGUGAACCUACAGGCCUAUGUUCCAGUUACCUGAGGGGCCAGAGCUCACCCUGAGGAAGGAAGGUGUUAGUCUGCAGCAUCAGAGUGGUCUGUCAGAUCAGGAGGCAGGAAGGCCCCUAGUUCUCAGAAGGAAGUCAGGGUUUCCCUUUUUUACUUUGCUAUUUGUGUUCUUUGAUGCACAAAAGUGUUGAAUUUUGAUGAAGUCCAAUUUGUCUAUUUCUUCUUCUGUUGCCUCUGCCUUUGGGAUUAUACUGAAGAAAUCACUUGCAGAUCCAGUGUCAUAGAGCUCUUCCUCUAUGUUUUCUUCUAAAAAUUUCAUGGCUUUAGCUAGUAAGUUUUUAAGUAUUUGGUCCAUUUUUAGUUAAUUUUUGGGUAUGAUGUAAGGUAAACGUACAACUUAAUUCUUUUGCAUGUGGCUAUCCAGUUUACCCAGCACCAUUUGUUGAAAAGACUGUCCUUUCUCCAUUGAUAGUCUUGGCUCCCUUAUUGAAAAUCAUUUGGCCACAUACUUGAGGGUUCAUUUCUGGGCCCUGUAGUUUAUUCUGUUGGUCUGUAUGUCUGUCAUUAUGUCUGUCACUGUUUUGAUUACUGUUGCUGGUUUUGUUUGUUUGUUUUGUUUUUGCUUUGUGGUAAAUUUUGAAAUUAGGAAGUGUGAGUCCUCUAAUUUUGUUCUUCUUUUUCAAUAUUGCUUUGACAAUUACAGGGUCUGCUGAAAUUCCAUAUGAAUUUGAGUAUGGAUUUUUCUAUUUCUGCCAAAAAAACAAAAAACAAAAAACUUUGGGUUUUGGGGAUUGCAUCUGAAUUUAUUCUUCUUUUGUGUGAUUUGCUUAUUCAGUAGAAAAUGGCAAAAGUAAUGAGGUUCACUCCAAUGGUUACAUUAAGUUAUAGAAGAGUCCAUCUUGCUAGCAGACUCACUACUGCAGAGAUUCUCAUUGCUUGCUUAAUGAAGUAAGUGAUCAUACUGGGGAAAUCUACGUGACACGGUACUAGGGGUGGCUUCUAGAAACUGCUGGCAGCCUGUAGGAGCUGAAGAAAAAAACUGAAGCUCUCACUUCUUACUGCCACAAGGAAAUGAAUGCUGCCAAUAACCAGAUGAACUUGGAAGGAGAACUCCAAACCAACACCUUGAUUUCAGAUUUGUAAAACCUGAAUCAGAGGACCCAGGUAAUCUGUGCCUGAACUCCUGACACACAGAAACCACACAGACACAUGAUCUGCAAGCUUGUGGUAACUGGUUACACAGCAACAGAAAACUAAUACAGAUUUUAUUACCUGAAA
Molecule: messenger RNA, 4264 nt
Organism: Camelus dromedarius (Arabian camel)
Lineage: Eukaryota; Metazoa; Chordata; Mammalia; Artiodactyla; Camelidae
Gene: ZNF132
Product: zinc finger protein 132
Exons: 3
Coding region: 122-2251 (709 amino acids)
Biological process (GO): regulation of DNA-templated transcription
Source: RefSeq, a predicted model, not a curated record